This is a messenger RNA of Terrapene triunguis (Three-toed box turtle), 3237 nucleotides long. RefSeq names its product metal response element binding transcription factor 2 (gene MTF2). The record is from RefSeq and is a predicted model, not a curated record. Gene Ontology annotation, biological process: regulation of DNA-templated transcription; chromatin organization. The transcript is spliced from 15 exons. Gene Ontology annotation, cellular component: nucleus. Bases 37 to 1824 code for a protein of 595 amino acids. NCBI's taxonomy places the organism in Eukaryota, Metazoa, Chordata, Testudines, Emydidae. Gene Ontology annotation, molecular function: DNA binding; chromatin binding.
CCUGUAUGAGGCGGUUGGCACCACUGGAGAGACCGAAUGAGAGACUCUACAGGGGUGGGUAAUUCACUGGUCCAAAAGCGGUCUCCUUUACCUCGAAACCAAAAGACACCAACAUCCUUGGCCAAGCUGUCCUUACGGGAUGGACAGAAAGCCAAAAAGCCAGUGUGUAAAUUUGAAGAAGGUCAGGAUGUCCUAGCGAGGUGGUCAGAUGGCUUGUUUUAUCUUGGAACUAUCAAAAAGAUAAACAAAUUGAAACAGAGCUGCUUCGUUAUAUUUGAAGACAGUUCCAAAUCCUGGGUUCUCUGGAAGGAUAUACAGACAGGAGCCACUGAAAGUGGGGAAAUGGUCUGUACGAUAUGUCAGGAAGAGUAUUCCGAAGCACCUAAUGAAAUGGUUAUAUGUGAUAAAUGUGGCCAAGGUUAUCAUCAGCUGUGUCACACACCAAAUAUUGAUUCCAGCGUGAUUGAUUCAGAUGAUAAAUGGCUCUGUCGACAGUGUGUUUUUGCAACAACAACAAAGAGGGGUGGUGCGCUGAAGAAAGGACCAAAUGCCAAAGCGCUACAAGUCAUGAAGCAAACAUUACCGUACAACGUAGCAGACCUUGAAUGGGAUGCAGGCCAUAAAACCAAUAUUCAGCAAUGUUACUGCUACUGUGGAGGCCCUGGAGACUGGUAUUUAAAGAUGCUGCAGUGCUGCAAAUGUAACCAGUGGUUUCAUGAGGCUUGCGUGCAGUGUCUCCAAAAGCCAAUGCUUUUCGGUGACAGGUUUUAUACAUUCAUUUGCUCAGUUUGCAGUUCUGGACCAGAGUACCUCAAACGUUUACCCUUGAGAUGGGUAGAUAUAGCACAUCUAUGCCUUUACAACCUAAGUGUUAUUCAUAAGAAGAAAUACUUUGAUUCAGAGCUUGAACUUAUGACAUACAUUAAUGAAAACUGGGAUAGAUUGCACCCUGGUGAGCUGGCAGACACACCAAAAUCUGAAAGAUAUGAGCAUGUACUGGAAGCAUUAAAUGAUUACAAGACCAUGUUUAUGUCUGGAAAAGAGAUAAAGAAAAAGAAGCAUUUGUUUGGCUUGAGAAUUCGUGUUCCUCCUAUGCCACCAAAUGCUGCUUUAAAGGCGGAGAAAGAACCAGAGGGAACAUCUCAUGAAUUCAAAAUUAAAGGCAGAAAAUCAUCCAAACCCAUACCUGAUGCAAGGGAAAUAAGUAAUGGCAUUGAAAAACAGGGGAAGAAAAAAUCAGUAGGUCGUCCACCUGGCCCAUAUACAAGAAAAAUGAUUCAAAAAAUUUCAGAGCCGCCAUCUUUGGAUAAGGAACCAGUCCCAGUGCUAGAGAACCCGGCCUUGGAUUUACCCUGCUCUGUUGGGAGAUCUGAUGGAACUGCUCAUUCAUCCAAUACCUCAGAUGUGGAAUCCACAGGUGCUGCCAGUACAAAAGAAACUACCUCAUCUAGCAUUUCCAGGCAUUAUAGCUUAUCAGACUCCAGAAAAAGGACUCGUACAGGAAGAACUUGGCCUGCUGCAAUACCACAUUUGAGGAGAAGAGGUCGCUUUCCACGAAAAGCACUCCAGCCUCAGAAUUCAGAAAUUGUAAAAGAUGAUGACAGCAAAGAAGAUUAUCAAUAUGAUGAACUCAAUACAGAGAUUCUUAACAAUUUAGCAGAUCAGGAAUUGCAGCUGAAUCAUCUAAAGAACUCAAUUACUAGUUAUUUUGGUGCAGCAGGUAGAAUAGCUUGUGGUGAAAAAUACCGUGUUUUGGCUCGUCGGGUAACCCUUGAUGGAAAGGUGCAGUAUCUUGUGGAGUGGGAAGGAGCAACUGCAUCCUGACUGUAGGACUGAACAUGUUCACUGCACUGUCAUCUGUAGGUACAGUUUAUAACCCAUGGCUCUGAAGGAGACAUGUCUUUACUGUGUUUCUAAAAAAGAACCAAUUUAGCCUUAACAUGUACUUGUUAACAUUACAAAUAUUGUGAUAAAGAUUUUUCUUAAAAUCAGAUCUGAUACUUAAAUUUUUUAAUGUGACCAUUGUUAGAUUGUUUUAGGUUGGGAUAUUUUGAGUUACAAUUGCUUAUAAUGUGCAUGGUGUUUAAAAAAAAAAAGACUUUUUUUCUAGAUAACAUUCCAUGGAUACAGUUUUUUGUGAUUAGGGAAAAUACCUAGAUAGCACAAAUCUUUGGAGAAAUCUUCGUCUGUUUUCUUACCCAGAUGUUUGCAGAAAUGUAUUUCUAUUUCAGUACACUCUAGAUUUCAUAAAGUGCAGUGUAUAUAAUGCCUACUGUAAAAUAUUGAAAUUUUCUUUCAAGCAAAGUGUAAAAAAAUAUAUUGAGCCUGUAAAUUGCUCUUUGACUAGACUUCAUUGUCUUUUUAAUAUAUUCUUUCCGUGUGUGUGUGUAUAAAUACGCACUAUAUAUAUACACAAGUGUGUGUGUAUAUAUAUGUGUGAUUGUGACCUAUGCAAUACAAAUUAUGGGAUUGGGCAGCUUCUGAGUAUAUGUCCCAUAAUUCUUUUAUCAGGAAUAGUUGCAGUAUUUACACAGCAGCAUUUCUUCUCAGGCUUUAUUGGAUGCUGUUGCUUUCUAUGUACUAAGGAAAAGUGUCAAAUCAGUGCAGUGUCUCCUGGCAAUGGGUGCAGUCAUUGAUGUUCAUAUGCUCUUGCUAAUACAGUCAAUUAUUUUCCUUGUAAAUCAGCCGUUCAAAACAUAAAGCAGGAUUUGAAAAUGUUGAACAUGAACUCUAUUAGAAGUAACACUUUAAAGUUUUUGUGGCACAUUGAUUGUAAAUUUUGUCUCCCAGUUAUAAAAGUAAGUCAACAGGAGCCACACACAAGAUUCCUAUAAUGUCUGUAGUAAUUGUUAGUCAUGUUUGAUAAAUGUAGAAUGAACAAAGUAUUUUAUUGCACAGGGUCAACAAACAGUAUGUUGCCAUUUGAAGUAACAGUACUGCUUUUAUAACAACUUUACCUCUUUUGUUUUUAUAAAAUGUACCAAGUUUUAAAUUGAUAACUUUAUUUUACUUGUAAAGAGACAGUUUCACCAGUGUUAGAUGUAUUUUUCUUUGUCUGCUAUUUUGAGGGUUUUUAGCCAAAGAGUAAACAGAAGAAUAUUGUUAUUUUGGUGGUUAUUCACUUUACUGUCUUUCUUACACACUUGGAGUUUGCCACCGAAAUAAUGUUAUGUAAUAUUUGUUAAUUACAUAGUGGUUUAAAUGUACUCUCUGGUUUAGUACUUAUUUAUUCCAUUA